AUGCCAACUAUUAUUGUCGGUGCGGGUAUUAUUGGCGUCUCCUCUGCCUACUACCUCUCUGAACUUGACCCCUCAAAAGCUCAUGAUAUCCACCUGGUCGAGUCAUCUCCUGAGCUUUUCGCCUCUGCGAGUGGCUUUGCAGCGGGGUUCUUAGCUGCAGACUGGUUCUCUUCACCGCUAGCCAAGCUUGGAGCGCUGAGCUUCAAGCUCCACAUGGAUAUCGCAGAAACGAAUAAUGGGCAAGAACGCUGGGGUUAUAGCCAAUCAACAGGCACUAAUCUUGCAGAGACAAUAGAAAGCAAUGAAGAUAGGGACUCUGACUGGCUGAGAGAAGGAGCAAGUAGAGCAAGAGCAGCAGCGAACACUGAACCCGAAUCCGGAAAUGCUCCCCAAUGGCUCAAAAGCAAAGGUGCCCUUGAUGUCCUCUCAGGCGGUGAUACCACGGCGCAGAUACUGGUCAUCGCCGCGGGCGCCUGGUCCCCCUCCGUCUUCCGCACUCUCUUUCCAACCUCCAAGCUCUCGAUUCCCAUAACUUCCCUCUCCGGCCACUCACUCCUCCUGCGAUCCAAGCACUGGCCACCGCCGGCUCUUGACGCUACUGAUCCCAUCCGCGGCCUUAGCAGCAGCCCAUCCAUCCCCGUCCAUCACCGCAAGGAUAAUGAAAGGCAGUGCCACGCGAUCUUCACCACUGACACCCAAGGCGGCUACUCACCUGAACUCUUCUCCCGCAUGCCAAAUGGGGAGAUUUACCUUGCUGGUCUGAAUUCGCCAUCGUAUCCUUUGCCGAAGGUAGCGAAUGAGAGGACAGUGGAUAGCGCGGCGAUCAACACGCUGAAAGUGACGGCAAGAAGGUUACUGGGCGAUGAUGUGGAGGUCGUGAGGGAGAGUGUGUGCUGGAGACCAGUGAGCAGAAGGGGUGUGCCUGUCAUUUGUGAAUUGACGGGGAAGGUGGGUGACAAGGGGAAUAAAGAUGGCAGUGACGAGGGAGGGGGAGAGGGCGUGUUCUUGGCUGCUGGUCACGGCGCUUGGGGCAUAAGUCUGAGUUUGGGGACAGGGUGGUGUGUUGCUAGGAUGGUAGCAGGAGAAGAUAUGAGUGAGUACGUCGGCCGUUUGGGUAUAUGA
Bacidia gigantensis is the source of this 1122-nucleotide messenger RNA. RefSeq lists its product as uncharacterized. Gene Ontology annotation, molecular function: oxidoreductase activity. Gene Ontology annotation, cellular component: late endosome; cytoplasm. NCBI's taxonomy places the organism in Eukaryota, Fungi, Ascomycota, Lecanoromycetes, Lecanorales, Ramalinaceae. The coding region runs from base 1 to 1122 and encodes 373 amino acids. The record is from RefSeq and is a predicted model, not a curated record. Gene Ontology annotation, biological process: retrograde transport, endosome to Golgi. The transcript has 2 exons.